AUGGGGGAUGUCUUCAUCCGACACAUCGAGCUGCUGGGCUACGAGAAAAGGUUUUUCCCCAGCCAGCACUAUGUCUACAUGUUCCUGGUGAAGUGGAACGACCUCUCUGAAAAGGUUGUCUACCGCCGGUUUACCGAGAUAUACGAGUUCCACAAAGCGCUGAAGGAGAUGUUCCCCAUUGAAUCCGGGGACAUCAACAUGGAGAACCGGAUCAUCCCACACUUGCCAGCCCCAAAGUGGUUUGAUGGGCAGCGCUCAACCCAGAACAGGCAGGGCACGCUGGCCGAGUACUGCUACACGCUGGUCAACCUGCCCCACAAGAUCUCCCGGUGCCUGCAUGUGGUCAACUUCUUCAAGGUCCGUCAUGAUGACAUGAAUCCCGUCACAGACAGCCAGAUCAAGAAGCCUGAGGUCUUCCUCCUGCCGAAGGAUGCCAAGAAAAACUCCGCCGACAUCACGGGCCCCAUUGUCCUGCAAACGUACCGAGCCAUCGCCAGCUACGAGAAGAGCUCCACAUCCGAGAUGGCUCUAAAAGCUGGGGACAUGGUGGACGUCGUGGAGAAGGGCGAGAGCGGCUGGUGGUUUUGUCAGUUGAAGAAUAAACGGGGCUGGGUGCCAGCCGCCUAUCUGGAGCCGAUGGAUGGUCCUGAUGAGUCUGAAGAGCAGGAGCCCAACUAUGCAGGUGAGCAGUACAUUGUCCAGAAAAGCUACACAGCCGUGGAGGAGGAUGAGCUGACCCUCAAGGAGGGUGAUACCAUUGAAGUCAUCCACAAGCUCCUCGAUGGCUGGUGGGUCAUCAGGAAGGAUGAAACCACGGGUUAUUACCCCUCCAUGUACCUGCAGAAAGCCGGGGAGGCGAACACCUCCAUGAAGAGUGAGCUGCGGAACCGGGGUGCUCCUCCGCGGAGAUCCACCAUCCGAAAUGCGAAGAGCAUCCACAAGCAGAGCCGGAAGCAGAUCAGCCAGGAGACCUACAGGAGGAACAGCAAGAAGUACAUCCAGAGCCGGAGGAACAUGAAGGAAAACUUCCAGAAAAAGGCCAAUGUCAUCAUUGAGAAAAAUGAGCGAGAGGAGAACAAGGCCAAGGCUCAACCUGCUGUUCCUCCCCGUCCCAGCAAAGACCUCAUCCUGAACCGCUGUACCGAGAGCACCCGGAGAAAGAUCCUGUGAGCCCUCAGCCCCCCGCACCAGCCAGCCGAUGCUUUAUCUCCGCCAGCUCCUGCGCAGCCGGGGCUCAGAGCCAGACCAGGGGAUCCAGGUUCUGGCAGCUGCCGCAGGCCCCGGCGGGCUGCCGGCCGCAUCGGCGCAGCCCAGCGCCCAUCUUCAUCCACCGGCACAGCGAUCCCCAGAUGUCCGAAUGACAGCGUGAGGAGAGCCCCAGCCCUGCUCCACCGGCUCCUGGGGGACUGAGGUCUCCACAGCCACUGGGGACCCCUCGCCACUAGACCACCUUUUAUCCCCUAUUUGUAUUUUGAAUUAUUUUGCUUCUU
Gymnogyps californianus (California condor) is the source of this 1490-nucleotide messenger RNA. It is a transcript of the gene NCF1, whose product is annotated as neutrophil cytosolic factor 1. The transcript is spliced from 11 exons. Gene Ontology annotation, cellular component: cytoplasm; NADPH oxidase complex. NCBI's taxonomy places the organism in Eukaryota, Metazoa, Chordata, Aves, Accipitriformes, Cathartidae. Gene Ontology annotation, molecular function: phosphatidylinositol binding; protein binding; superoxide-generating NADPH oxidase activator activity. The record is from RefSeq and is a predicted model, not a curated record. Gene Ontology annotation, biological process: superoxide anion generation; respiratory burst. Bases 1 to 1170 code for a protein of 389 amino acids.